GCUGUUAUGAAUAGAUUACACAGUGUGUUGCAGGAGGCUGGCAGGACUCGAGUGCUCGCCCACAUGUUUGCCAGAGACAAGAAUCAUUUCUGCUCCGUAAGAUCCCUGUUUCCUGUUUAGUUUCAGGGAGACUGGUAGCUGUCGUGUGUUGGAGUCCCCCUUUAUGUCUUCCCUCUCCUUUUCAACCCUCCCUCCUUUCCGUCUCCUCUUCUGUGCUCUAUAUGUGGCUCUUGUGGAAUCUGCUCCAAAUGUUUUCCAUAUUAGUUCAGAGUCCUUUCUGAUUCUGAAUAGCAGGGAUCGCGUAGGGAGAGAAGCCUCCAGUGAGGAGGGAGGGGAAGGGCAGGGCAGGGCGAGGGAACAGUCCAGAGAAAGAAAAGGAAGGACAAACACAUAGAGGGCGAGCGCAAGAACGUCCAGUCGGCCUCAAAGGAAGAUUAAGAAUCUCAGCACGAGACAGGAGGAAUUAUGGGGUCGGGGACGAGUCCGAUGGGGUCGGCUGGAGGAGGCAACGCAGCCGCUAGCAAGGAGAAGAAGGGACAAGCAGAAACUGGAGGCCCAGUGCUGGAGGAAGCCCAAAAGUGUUGUGGCUGCCGCUUUCCUUUGCUGGUCGCUCUGUUGCAGCUUCUGCUGGGCAUCGCAGUAGCUGCUGUGGCCUUCCUAAUGGUUACCAUUAGCUCCUCUCUGCUGGCCAGGGAGACACCCCAUUGGGCCGGCAUCAUUAUGAUUGUGGUGUCUCUUGUGGGAUUCAUCCUCUUCUGCAUCACCAGAGUGCCUGAUGAGAGAGCGUCGGCUCAAUUUAUUGUAAAGCUCCUGUACUUCUUCCUAUGCACAAUGGGGCUGGUCAUCUCUGCAGUGGUCAUCGCCUUCCAGUGCUACCAUUACACCCUGACCAACAGCUACAGCUGCGAGGAAAUGGGGGAGUAUUGUUCGUGCACCCUGGACCCUGAGGAUCCCAUCGCCCGCACUUUCACCUACAGUGGCGUGACAGACUGCAGUGCCAUCGUAAGCACUCUACCCAUGUAUUACCUUCUGCAAAUGGUGCUGAACCUGGCUCAGGCUAUCGUCUGCCUGGUGGGGGCCUUCCUCCUAUGGAAGCACAGGUACCAGGUGUUUUUCGCCGGGCUACAGACGGGAUCUCCUUCUGCCCAGAAUUGGCAGAAAGUUUAGGGCACUGAGAGGUUUCUCUGCAGAAGUAAACAUGUAGAGCGUGGGAGUGCUUGUGCCUUUAGGGAAGAAACUGUUUAUUGCAAUAUCUGCCCCGCUGGGAGUUUUAUGGCAUGUGACCUUUUAUCAAAGCAGUUAAAUGAGUCUGUGUUUGUAUUGCCAUAUUAUAAUAUUUUGGAAAGUUUUAUGCAAUUUUUAGAGUUGUUGUAUUUUUCUACAUUGGCUGUUUGAAAAUUUCCACUUGUCCAGGUUAACUGUUUAUUUUUACCACUGCCAAGGAGAGUAUUUUUAUCUAUGAAACCAGUAAGUGACGCAAACAAGACCUGAUGUUUUAGGAAAAUGAGUGACACAAUCUGUUGUUGUGGUUGUUACUGCUGUGGUAAUGACAUGCAUAAAAAUUCCCAGUAUUAAAUUUUGCUUAAACCCCAAAACAACUUAAAAUGCAAUUAUUCACACAUUGUUCUUUACUUUUAACACUGUUUUUCUAACUUCAGGUGCAAAAUUCCAGGUUAUUUAAUUCCCGUUGUAAUUAUUAAAAGUAUUUUAAUAUUAUGCAAAACAAUGUAUUAAAUUAUAUUUUAUAUUUGCAAUAUAAAUUUGUUUUUUUGUUUGUUUUUUUCUUUUCUUUUUUUUUUUUUUUUUUGCAUAAUAAAAAUUUGUGCAAAUACAAAAUAUAAUUUAAUACAUUGUUUCGCAUAAUUAAAAAAAAAAAAAAAAACCUGGACCAGUCAUAAGAAUCAAUGUUUUGAAAAAAUUUGCUUUCCAUUGAUGCCAAAAUGCAACUAUUGGAAAAUCUGGAAUCUGAGGGUGCAAAAAAAAUACAUAAAUAAAAAAAAAUACUGAGAAAAUUGCCUUUAAAGUUGCCCAAAUUAAGUUCUUAGCAAUGCAUAUUACUAAUGAAAAAUUAGGUUUUGAUAUAUCUACGGUACAAAAUUUAUAAAAUAUCUUCAUGGAACAUGUUCUUUACUUAAUAUCCUAAUAAUUUUUAGCAUAAAAGAAAAAUCCCCAAACAAUGUAUUUUUGGCUAUUGCUACAAAUAUACCCGUGCUACUUAAGACUGGUUUUGUUGUCCACACACAUAUAUAUAGUCUAUUAAUAAGCCAUAUUACACACUUAUGAGACUACACACGAGAAUACACAGGAGCAGCACUUAGAUGAAACGUGAUUUCUAAAAUAUAACAUAUCAAACAAUUAAAUACAGUGCUGUUUUACCUGAAUCACUGUCUAGAGCACUUAAAAACAAAAGCACUGUGUACACAGCAGUCAGAAAUAAUAGGUGUGUCCAGUGAUGAUGCUGGACGGGUUUAUAGACUGAAGUCACAGUUCAUGCAGCCAGUGAACAGCAGUCAGUCAGUCAGUCAGUCAGGGAUUGGGGGGGGUUCAAAGGGGUACUUUGACAAACAGCAUGUCACUGCCUCCGGAUUCAUGCACUGGAAAGGCAAACGGUCUUUAACCUUUUUUAAAUUUUACAUAGAUUUCUUGCAUAUUUUAAAUUUGUGGCAAGGUGAAAACUGAGCGAAUGUAAAGCCUGACAAUCAAACCAAAAAGCUCUGCUUGUCAUCAUUAAGUCCUCGUCAAUGAAGCUUGUAACCCAAAUUAAAACAA
This is a messenger RNA of Labeo rohita (rohu), 2769 nucleotides long. RefSeq names its product sarcospan (Kras oncogene-associated gene) (gene sspn). The transcript is spliced from 3 exons. Lineage: Eukaryota; Metazoa; Chordata; Actinopteri; Cypriniformes; Cyprinidae. Gene Ontology annotation, cellular component: dystrophin-associated glycoprotein complex; sarcolemma. The record is from RefSeq and is a predicted model, not a curated record. The coding region runs from base 466 to 1167 and encodes 233 amino acids.